UCCAACAUGGCAAGUCGUAGAAGCGAUACAAAACGCCGAGGCGAUGGUGAUAAAUAUUCAGUGUUGCUGCCGACAUACAACGAGCGAGAGAAUCUGCCGUUGAUCGUGUGGCUGUUGGUGAAAUACUUUGGAGAAAGUGGUUACGACUAUGAGAUAAUUGUUAUAGACGACGGAAGUCCUGAUGGAACGUUGCAGGUUGCCGAGCAGUUGCAAAAGAUCUAUGGAGAGGAUAAGAUCGUCCUGAGGCCAAGGGCACAGAAAUUAGGUUUAGGAACGGCCUACAUCCACGGCAUUAAGCAUGCAAAAGGGAACUUUAUCAUCAUAAUGGAUGCAGAUCUCUCACACCAUCCUAAGUUUAUUCCUGAAUUUAUUAAGAAACAAAAGGAAGGUGGGUAUGACCUAGUGUCUGGCACAAGAUACAAAGGAGAUGGAGGUGUCUAUGGGUGGGAUCUGCGACGGAAGCUUAUUAGGUACCUGAGAGAAGAUGUUUAUUUCCCUUUAUUAUUCUCCCUCUGUGGCCUAUCUUCACUGUGGAACUCAGUUAAUGACACAUUAUUACACAUCAUUUCUGACAGUCUGACCCUGCCUUUUUCUCACAGCCGAGGAGCGAAUUUCAUCACACAGGUUCUACUGAGACCUGGGGCGUCUGAUCUGACCGGCAGCUUCAGGCUGUACAAGAAGGAGGUCCUUGAACGUUUGGUGGAGAAAUGUGUGUCUAAAGGCUACGUCUUUCAGAUGGAGAUGAUUGUGCGUGCAAGGCAGCUGGGCUAUACAAUUGGAGAGGUUCCUAUCUCUUUUGUGGACCGUGUUUAUGGAGAGUCCAAACUCGGAGGAAAUGAAAUUGUCUCAUUCCUGAAAGGACUGCUUACUCUUUUUGCGACUACAUAAUUUUUGUACAUUGGUUUCACAUACUAGUCGAUUAAAUGACCUAAAGGUAUACUGCUGUAGUCCUCAGUGGUUCUGUGCAGUAGACAAGUGUAUUUGGAAUCUUGCUGAAUUGCAGAUCUUAUCUAAGGAAAGAAUGAAUGGUUUCAAAUUAUCUGUCCUUUGGCAAGAUUAAUUUUGGAUCUCAGACUGGAAUUGAACAGUUACCUUACCUUAACCAUUACCUUAGGGCCCACUAUGCACCACAGAUUGGCGCUGAACAUUUUGUGAAAAACUUUCUUCAUAAUCUCAUUGCAUAUGUACAUUAGUGUAUUCUUCCCUCUCUUAUCUAUGCAUUGACUUAGUAUGGGUUUGAACCUAAAAUUAGUUUUUGAAAUAUUAAUUAUCGGGACCAAAUCUCAAUGAAUAAUAUAUGAACGCUUAAUUACCAUGAUUAAAUAGUUUAACUCGCAAGUUAAUGCAAAGUGAUCAAUGACUUAAGAGCUGAUUAUAACAUCUCUUUUUGGGGAAAAGGUCUGGAAUGUAACAAAUGUGCUAUCCAUUGACCUAUCAAUGGAACUAAUUCAAUUCUAUUUUCAGAAAUUUGAAAUUACAUGUGAUUAAACCACACUGAUUGUUUUUUUUUCCAAGACAUUUACCAUCCUAUCUCAAACUUGAUUAUUUUUGGGUAAUAGUUAUUAACGUUUGAAUCAAUAAUUUACUUUCAUUGUUAUUAAAGUUUUAUUGUGACCAUUGC
Molecule: messenger RNA, 1621 nt
Organism: Chanos chanos (milkfish)
Lineage: Eukaryota; Metazoa; Chordata; Actinopteri; Gonorynchiformes; Chanidae
Gene: dpm1
Product: dolichyl-phosphate mannosyltransferase subunit 1, catalytic
Exons: 9
Coding region: 7-888 (293 amino acids)
Biological process (GO): dolichol-linked oligosaccharide biosynthetic process; protein O-linked glycosylation via mannose; GPI anchor biosynthetic process
Cellular component (GO): endoplasmic reticulum membrane
Molecular function (GO): dolichyl-phosphate beta-D-mannosyltransferase activity
Source: RefSeq, a predicted model, not a curated record